UUCGUCUGGAAGCCACGUUGCUCUGCUUCAAACUCUGCGACCAACCCGCGCGCUCCACCUAGCCGUCGAACUGCUCUCUUUUGUCCCCGCCUUACACCCUCCAGCAUCAGCAAUCCAACCAGAAAAGCACAAAAUAAAAAAAGAAAAAAGAAUGCAGGCUCUGACCCUGAGCAAGAGGCUCUCUGCAUCCAAGCCUCUCUUCAGAAUCUCUCCUAACCUCAUCACUCAAUCAUCAACCACCUCCUCCUCUUCCACCACCUCUCCGCCACCUUCGUCACCGAUCUCUACCACAGAUGGCGGCUCCUCCUGCCAUCCCUUGGCUCUCCUCAGCUUACUCCGCGCUUCCAGGUCCGCUACCCAAAGCCUCCGAACUGGUGUCUCCAGAUCUGACGUUAGAGAUGUGAAUCUCGCUGGAGGCCAAGUGCGCGCUUAUGAGGUUCUGAAACUUUAUCGCCCCAGUUACGGAACCGGAAUAGCAACUUUCAAGGUUCAGCCUCACGGUGCAGCUGGUUAUGCCACUGCUACUACUACUGGCGAUAGCAUCCAGAGGUUAGUUGGUGUAAAUUCAAAGCAUUCAAUGAUAAAAUUGAUUUUAGUUUCAGUUUUUCAAGCAUCACCAUCUUCUGUUGUAUUAAUAUGCUUAUUUCUUGGCCUGAUUGCUGAGACUAGUGGCUUUUCUGGGACCUUGUUUGUUGGAAUUUUCAGUUUAUAUGUAAAUAUAGUCAUAACUGCUAUUUUUAAUAGAAUAAAAAAAUAACAUUCUUGGAUAGUUGAAGGGGAAAAUAUGCAAGAGGAUAAGACAUGUUGAGUUAGCAUCUAUGAAGCAUGAAUGCAGCCUAUUGAUUUUUCUUUUUAUCUUUUUAUCUUUUGGAGCAAUUUCAGACCACAUCUUGUCAUGAAAGCCCAAAAUAAAAAACUUUUUAUUAAAGGGGCAUAGAAAUAAAGACUUAUUUUAUUAAAAGGGCAUAUAAAUAGAGGAUACCAAUUUUAUUAAAAAAAAAAAAGAAAAAAAAAAUCUUAGAUACCAAAGAUGUAUACAACAUGCUCCAUUUUUUGGUGAGGGACUUAGAAUCGAUACCUUGUCUGUGUUGGAUUUAUUUCUUUGAUUUUGGUGUGUAGUCAAUUAUGUGUCUGUCUCUGUCCA
Molecule: messenger RNA, 1144 nt
Organism: Arachis ipaensis
Lineage: Eukaryota; Viridiplantae; Streptophyta; Magnoliopsida; Fabales; Fabaceae
Source: RefSeq, a predicted model, not a curated record